Cimex lectularius (bed bug) is the source of this 1574-nucleotide messenger RNA. It is a transcript of the gene CaMKI, whose product is annotated as calcium/calmodulin-dependent protein kinase type 1. Gene Ontology annotation, molecular function: calmodulin binding; ATP binding; calcium/calmodulin-dependent protein kinase activity. Gene Ontology annotation, biological process: protein phosphorylation. The coding region runs from base 330 to 1388 and encodes 352 amino acids. The record is from RefSeq and is a predicted model, not a curated record. The transcript has 9 exons. Lineage: Eukaryota; Metazoa; Arthropoda; Insecta; Hemiptera; Cimicidae.
UCGCCAGGCCACCGCGAGCCCAAGGCCCGAGCAACCAGGUUCCAGGUUUCAGUUUCGACGGGCAGACGAAGGAGACUCAAACUCGUUCUCAACGCGCCAUGUUCUUCCCAUAAUCGUUAAACGUCUUUUUUCGAAGAGGUUGCGAGCAUGCCCAACACUGAUUAGAAAGACGAGUAGAUUAUACCCAACGUCGAGAGACCUUACUGUCAUGACAAAAUCAUCCUAACUGUCAUUGUUUUUUUUUGUUUUUUGUUUUUUUUAUCACCCCUACUGUAUGUGAAGUUGGCGUUUUAGGAGUUCUUUUUUCUCUUUACUUGUCCGUCACAAAAAUGCCACUCUUCGGGAAAAAGGACGCUGCUAAAAAGUCCAAGAAGGAUGGCAAGGACGCCGACAAGGAGAAAUCCCACACUCUCGAGGAAAAGUAUAACCUCAAAGAACUACUGGGGACGGGAGCAUUCUCAGAAGUUAAACUGGCAGAGAGGAAAGAUAGGCCUGGGGAGAUGUAUGCAGUUAAAAUGAUUGAUAAGAAGGCUCUCAAAGGAAAGGAAGAUUCUCUGGAGAAUGAGAUUAAAGUACUGAGGAGGCUUAACCACCAAAAUAUUGUACAACUGCUGGAAACUUAUGAAGACAGGCAAAAGGUUUAUCUUAUUAUGGAGCUAGUAACAGGAGGAGAAUUGUUUGACCGGAUCGUCGAAAAAGGAUCUUACACAGAGAAAGAUGCAUCUGAUCUAAUAAGACAAGUUUUAGAGGCUGUAAAUUAUAUGCAUGAGCAGGGUGUUGUCCACAGAGAUUUAAAGCCAGAAAAUUUACUCUACUACAGCCCAGACGAAGAUAGCAAAAUAAUGAUAAGCGAUUUUGGCUUGUCUAAAAUGGAAGAUUCUGGAAUAAUGGCCACAGCAUGUGGAACACCGGGCUAUGUCGCUCCAGAGGUUUUGGCUCAAAAGCCAUAUGGAAAGGCUGUCGAUGUUUGGAGCAUUGGUGUGAUAUCAUACAUAUUGUUAUGCGGCUAUCCACCAUUUUAUGAUGAAAACGAUGUCAAUCUUUUCACUCAAAUCCUUAAAGGAGAGUUUGAAUUUGAUUCUCCUUACUGGGAUGAUAUAAGUGAUUUUGCGAAGGAUUUCAUCAAGAAAUUGAUGUGUGUUGAAGUUAGUAAGAGAUUCACCUGUAAACAAGCGCUUCAACAUCCAUGGAUAUCCGGCAAUGCAGCUAGCAAUAAAAACAUUCACGGUACAGUUUCAGAACAGUUGAAGAAAAACUUUGCCAAAUCCAAAUGGAAGCAAGCCUAUCACGCAGCAACAGUUAUCAGACAAAUGCAAAAGAUGGCAUUGGGGAGUGGAGCAGCGGGUUCAAAUAUUUCUGACCAUUCUUAUAACGGGACAUCUCAGUAGAUCCAUCUUCUUGUCAUUUUCAAUUAGUUUUGUAAGGGAGUUUUAUCAAAAAAUGAUUGUAAUUAACUGUUUUAUUAUCAAUAAUACAUAUCGUUUUAGAUGGGAUAAUUUAAAUGUCAUAUUUAUUUAGUUUUGCGGAAUAAUUUUUAUUGUUAUUACCAAGGGUAUCAAAAAAAGGGUUUUUAU